UAAAAUGAACUUCUUUUGGGAACCCAUUGCUUUCAACAUACCACCUUUGACUUGACCUCUUGAUCUAUAUGCCAUCAAUCAUCUACUAAAUAUCCGUUCUAAGAUGCCUUGACCUGCGACAAAGAAAACAUCCCGCCAUUACGUAAGUGUUUAGCUUGUGUGGAUUCACUCACCACCUCGACCUCUCACGACAUUCCUUUACGCGAAGAUUUGGUGUAUCCGGCUUUUCCGCCGUCUUCGCAGACAAACAUGCCACUACAGUCUGUUGCAAACCGAUCUAGUUUACUUCCUCUUCCGAAUAUACGAAGAUAUGCAGGAGAACCUCGUUAUCGGAGCACCCCUCCAUGGUCUGAUCAACUCAGCUACGGCCGCUUCAAAGACCACCACUGACUUUCAAUCCUUUUGUCAGGCACUUACAUGAAAUAGCGUUCUCUCUUGUUGAUCUGUUUUCCAACAAGCAGCACGAUGAAGCCUCCCAUGAUCAGCCCUCCUCUUCUCAACUCAUCUAAUCCGUGGUGUACCAGCCUCGAGCAGCUCCGCGAGCUCUACGACUGCCCGUACACAGGCGCCGUCACAACGAGAACCUCACUCCUCAAUGGCUUUCCAAACGAUCCCGCAGUUCACCAAUACACAUUCUAUAAUCCUAGCACCCACGCGGCAGCCGCCGACCCCUCCGCCUCCACUUCAGACAAGACCGGCAGCCUCAAUACCCUCGGAUACAGUCCUCUCCCGCUAGCCACAUACCUCGAUUUCAUAAAACAGAUUGCUGCAAGCACCAGCUCCUCCACCUCCCCUCCUAAAUCCAAACCCUUCAUAAUCUCCGUCACCGGCAGCUCCACCGAAGUCUGCGAGUGCUACCGCCUCAUCAGCGCCCACCAACGCCUUGUGCACACCCCGCUCGCCAUGGAGAUCAACCUCUCCUGCCCCAACAUCCCCGACAAGCCUCCGCCAGCCUACCACUCGCACCGCCUCGUCGAGUACCUCACAGCGCUGAAAACCGAAGUCGCGGCGCAGCAAUCGCAAGGCGCACAUACCCACGUCCCUAUUGGGAUCAAGACACCACCGUACACCUACGCAGACCAAUUCAAACACCUGAUAUCCGCGCUGUCCGACGCUGCCGGCGCUGCUCCGGUCAAUCAGCCUUGUCCGAUUAGCUUCAUAACGGCGACGAAUACGCUUGGCUCCUCGCUACUGCUUACCCCGACGCUGGAGGCUCCUUCUUCGCCUAUCUCUGUGACUCCGGGUUCUCCGACGGGGCUGCCGAGGCAGGUGUACCAUCAUACCCUGGCCUCGUCGACGGGGACUGGUAUUGGUGGGCUUGCUGGCGCGCCGUUGCAUCCACUGGCGCUGGGGAAUGUGUAUACGAUCAAGGGGCUGCUGUUUCAGCAUCCGGAGUUGGAGGGGAUACAGAUAAUAGGGAUGGGCGGAGUGGAGGACUCGGAGGGGUAUAAGAGGAUGAGGGCGGUUGGGGCGAGUGCGGUGGGAGUAGGGACGGCGCUGGGAAGGAAGGGUGUUGGGGUAUUUGCGGAAAUAUCAGGGAAGAAGGAAGGAUAGUCGAUUCGACAUGGAGUGUGUAAGAGGAAUCGCAAUCCAAUUCUGUCAUUCUCAAUCGUACCUAUAUUUCAUUUCAAGUCAUUACCACACUGUCGUAAUCUCCGCAAUGGCGAACAAGGGAGAUUCAAAUUUGCAGACUAACGCGCUACUUGCUCUCCUUUCACCC
Messenger RNA from Mytilinidion resinicola, 1720 nucleotides. RefSeq names its product FMN-linked oxidoreductase. Lineage: Eukaryota; Fungi; Ascomycota; Dothideomycetes; Mytilinidiales; Mytilinidiaceae. The coding region runs from base 466 to 1554 and encodes 362 amino acids. Gene Ontology annotation, biological process: pyrimidine nucleotide biosynthetic process; 'de novo' pyrimidine nucleobase biosynthetic process. Gene Ontology annotation, cellular component: cytoplasm. The record is from RefSeq and is a predicted model, not a curated record. Gene Ontology annotation, molecular function: dihydroorotate dehydrogenase activity. The transcript has a single exon.